AUGACCAUGGACUCAAUUCUUCCACACGACCACACGGCUGGACUCUGUGAAUGUCCCAACUGUCACAACAUGAUCCCGGUUUCAGGACCUGCGGUUUCUGGAUGUGCCCCAGGACAUUUAUACAUACAUUGCAUUGGGUGUAAUUAUCACUACACCUUCCCGAAGCGUUGCCAAUGCGUCUCCCACCGCUCGCCGGCCCUUACCAUUUCUGCAGGCUCAAGCUCACAGAAACAUGUCGUCCGUCAUCCGUCACCUACACCCCUCUCGGCCGCCGUAGGAAGAAUUCCCUGUCCAACGAGGGAUUGCACGAAGAGCGUCAAUGUGCUCUGUGUGAAUAAGUCCUGCAAAAACUGUUGCAUAGGCAAAGGCGGCUGCAAAAUUACUUCCCAUCGCUUGGACAAGAUGUCCAAACGUGAGAAGAAGAAACGCGCACUCGUGGACCCUUUCCCGCACCGUUCUUAUUCUCUUCGACCGCCAUCACCUCUCAUUCCCCUCAAUCAUCCGCCGUUAACGUUGUCUCCCCAACUCAACCUCAACUUCGAUGCAGAGGAUUUUAAUUGGCCUUCAGCUGUGGUGACAAUGGAGAGACAACGCUUGGAGAUAGAAGUGGAAAAGGCUGCUGAGGAAAGGCGCGAGAAGGAGUUGGAGGACCAGGAGGAGAUGGAAUACCAAGCGGCUCUUGCUGCAUCCAUGGCCUCCCCCGCAUACACCCCCAAUCCGUCACCACUUCCACCCCCAGUGGCAUUGGACUCACCUGUUCAACACGAUUCCCCUCUUCAACAGUCGGUGCCACCAUCUGAUAGUUCUGACCACCGUAGUCCGCCUCAGCAAGCUGAUCUUGCCCUUUCCCCAACACCCUCCUCUUGGCAGCCGCAAGGAGCUGCGACCACAAUCAAUGCUCUCAGUCCAAAAGCGGCCUCAUCUCGGCGGUUGCGCACUGUCAUGUCUGUCACUACAAUGCGCCAGGAACCGGCGAGAACCACUCAUCUCGAUGCACGAUGGAUGCGAGCACAUGAGGACCGAACCAAGCAGCCGCUUCCAAAGAGGGGGCAAUCUCAGGUUGACUUCGACCUGUCCCGUAAAUUCAGGAUCACCUUCUGGGACAAGGCUGAUGAAGAACCAACGACGUUUCCAGUUCUCCACUGUCCCGCCUGGCCAAAGUGGGUCCUUGCCGAAUCACCAACCAUCCUCCAACAGCUCUGCGCUCCGCCACUCGACUUCUAUGAUCCCAAGGAUUGCCUGUGGAUUCACGCUGACCUCUCGUACCCUCACGAAGUUUCGAAAGAUGGCUACCUCUUCUAUCGUCGAAGAGGGAUCCAUUGUAAGAACUUCGAGGAGUACAUUGACCGGCUGUCCAAAAAGCCACCCCAUCAUCGUACGAACAUGAGAGGGGAGAGGGAGAGUGUGAGGGAGGGAAAGAAGGUGAAAUUGAAGCAGCAGGCUCCUCCAUCCGUCAAGGGUGAUGACUCCGAAGUGGAGUUUGUUGACUCGACGACGAUGGUUAAGCAAGAAACGGCAGGACCACUUAACUCAAAGCGACGCCGAUCCCCUUCUUUUCCUGUACCGAGUCCGAAGCGUGUCUGA
Molecule: messenger RNA, 1584 nt
Organism: Laccaria bicolor S238N-H82
Lineage: Eukaryota; Fungi; Basidiomycota; Agaricomycetes; Agaricales; Hydnangiaceae
Exons: 3
Coding region: 1-1584 (527 amino acids)
Source: RefSeq, a predicted model, not a curated record